CAGGGGGCGGGCGGCGGCGGCGUCUGGAGCUGGGGUCGGAACCGCCGGGACUGGAUGCAGCUGACGCUUGGCGAGCGGCUCGGGAUGGAGGCAGCGCGCCACAGACUCGGGCCCGGCGGGGAUAGGGCUUUUGAAGAUGAAAAUAUGAAGCUCCGGCAGUUGAAAUUGGAUAAUCAGCGAGCUUUGCUGGAAAAGAAGCAAAGGAAGAAGCGUCUUGAGCCCCUCAUGGUGCAGCCGAACCCAGAAGCCAGGCUGCGCCGGUCAAAGCCAAAAGCUUGUGAAGAGCAGACCCCUUUGGUAGAGCCUCACGCUCAUCUUUGCAGUGAUGUGGUCUUGCAUGGAAUUGAUGGCCCAGCCGCCUUCAUGAAACCAGAGGCUCAAGAUUUGAGAACCAAACUCCACCUUCUCUCAGUGGGCUCUUCUACCACAGAAGAGGAGACUGAGGCAGACUUGGAUGGGGAGAAUAUUGUCGACACUGCCUCAAAACCAGAUCUCCAGGAACUUCUCCAGAAACGCGGCAUCUCUGACAGUUUGAACUUUGAUGAAGAGGUGACUGAUGGGGAAGAAGAGGAAGGAAAGAAAUCAAGAACUCAUUCACCCUACUCAGAAACACAGCGACCCAGUUCUGGAUCCAGCCAGAAAUCAGUCACAGAUACAGGAGCUUCCUGUACAGCAUCCCUUCAGGCUGAUAACCAGCUAGAAGUAGAAAAUUUAGAAGAUUUUGCAUUUCGUCCUGCUCCUCGGGGGAUUACAGUGAAAUGUCGAAUCACCAGGGAUAAGAAGGGAAUGGACAGGGGCCUGUACCCCACCUAUUACAUGCACUUGGAAAGGGAUGAAAAUCGGAAGACAUUCCUUCUUGCUGGGAGAAAGCGAAAAAAGAGUAAAACAUCCAACUACCUCAUCUCCAUUGAUCCGACGGAUUUAUCUCGGGAAGGGGAGAGCUACAUUGGCAAACUCAGGUCCAAUCUCAUGGGAACCAAGUUUACAGUGUAUGACCAUGGUGUCAGCCCAGCUAAGGCACAGGGCCUGGUGGAAAAGGCCCAUACUCGUCAGGAGCUUGCAGCCAUCUGUUAUGAAACUAAUGUGCUUGGGUUUAAGGGUCCCAGGAAAAUGUCUGUGAUUAUUCCAGGGAUGAAUAUGAGUCAUGAAAGAAUCCCAUUCCGGCCACGAAAUGAGCAUGAGAACUUGCUUUCCAAAUGGCAGAAUAAAAACAUGGAAAAUGUGAUAGAGCUACACAACAAAGCCCCAGUCUGGAAUGAUGACACUCAAUCCUAUGUCUUAAAUUUCCAUGGCCGGGUGACUCAGGCAUCUGUGAAGAAUUUUCAGAUCGUCCAUGCAAAUGACCCUGAAUAUAUAGUCAUGCAGUUUGGACGUGUGGCAGAAGACUUAUUCACACUGGACUACAACUAUCCCAUGUGUGCCCUUCAGGCCUUUGCUAUUGGGCUCUCCAGCUUUGACAGCAAACUAGCUUGUGAAUGAAAGAAGACACGUCAUACCCCAAACCUGUUGUUCAUUCUAGGAAGCUAACUUUAGGGAGAAAAUAACUUCCCUUUCCUGAGUGUGAAAGAGAUGAGAAAAGUCAGCCAGUAUCUUUUGGGUUGAUUCCAGCAUAUACAAAAAAACUAUUCAAUGGAAUUUCCAGCCCCUACCAGCCCAGUAUAGACAAAAGAUUAUUCAAGCUGCAAAGAAAACUUUACCCAUAGCACAUUAAUGAGGCCCACUUGUCCUGUGCCUCAAAGAUUAGUUUUUCCUAUGCCUGGAAUCUCUUGCAUCUGGCAUCAUGUUCAGAUUAUUUCAGGUACUUAUCUAUUUUCAGAAAGAGACAGUUGUUUCCUAACAUUCUUUUGCCCCACAUUGGUAACUCAUGCUGAGAUAGAUUUUUAGCAUCAGAGGAGGUUCUAUAGCUUUGUACCUGUGAUCCAGAGCUCAUAAAUGGGAGGACUGAUUAUGUAAAAAAAAAGCCUUCAUUCCUACUAUUGCUUCCUUCUACCAUCCUGUAGAUUAUAUGACCAAGGCCAUGAAGCUUAUGUGUCCGUAGUAGUAUAUGUCCAUUUGUAUCCAGCUUUUGACUUGUUUGAGGGAUGGUGAUUUCCAGAGAAUGAUCUUCUACCAGGAUCAGAGAAAUCCAAAGUGAUUUAUCACUUUGACACUUCACCAGUGGCUCAUGUCCCAUGGGAGCACCCUGUCCCAUGGGAAGAAGCAGCAUCCAUCAUUCUUCCGCAUCCUAAAAGAAAUGCCCUGGAUAUCCAGAGCCUAUAUAUGCCCUUGGAAAUUAUCCAGAAUGUUAUUUGUUUGGCUGUUGAGCUCCCUUUUGAGGAAGUUAAGUAUCUGCUAGUUUAGUUUAGUUUAGAAACUAGUUUCAUUUCUCCCUUAGUACCAGAGGUUCUUGUGUUAGUGUGAAACCCUCUUAGUUUCAAAACUGACUGGUCAGCUGGCACCAAUCCCAGGUAGAGAAAUGGCUAUCAAAUUUGUAACCAGUGUGUAACUGUCUUAAUUUCAUUGUAAAGAUUAAAAUCCUUUUCUUCUCUGAAUGAUGCCAAUGGUGCCUUCCAGGUACAAGUACUGGAGAUGGCUUCACCCAGUGGUUUUGCAGCUGCCCUUAUUUUCAACCCAGUGGUGCCUCCUGUAUGUAGGUGUUUAUUAAGCCAUUCACCUAAGGAAUGUAGUCUCCAGCAGGAAUUAUCUAUUGAAGCUUUUGGGUGUCUUAUAUGUUUAAAAAAAUUUAAAGAAAAAAAGGUGGCAGUGAAAAGUUUUUGCUCCUAUACAUUUUGGUGGCCCUAAAAUUAGCUGUCUUACUAACUCUACAACCCUAAGAUGGGCCGAGUUUGGCCCUUCCUGGCAUAAAUAUUACUAGCACUCAGUGCCCUUUGUACACUUGUGUGUUGGUAAGCAAAAUGGCCUUUGUUUUCUUUGAGUAACUUGGUGUAUUUCAUUGAGCUUUGCUAGGUGCUGGGCCCCAGGCCCAGAGCCCUAUUAGAUGUGGAACCUGUGUGGGUGCGAAUUGGUGACUGGGGUGGGGCCCAAGAUGGGGCUGGCUAAGGGGAGGUGUUAACUCCAGAGCCAUGCCCUAUCGGGUGUUAACCUAAUCUAUGUGGAUUUGAACCUCCCAGGGUCCUAAGGGGAGGGGCCAACUCAAGAACCAAUCACCAGAGCCUGGGCUCUGGUCAUUCAGACGACACUUGAUGAUGUCAAAAACUCUAUAAGAGGAGAGAAGACAGCUUGAAGACCCUUUUCUGUUGGAGCUCUUUGUGGCAGCAGUGGUGGCACGUGACUCUGGGCCAGCCCUUGUUCUGAGCUCCUGGGCUGAACUUAGAUGUUGGUAACUAUGAAUUGUAUUGGGUCUGUCUGUUGAUGUUUGUAAUUUGUUUGUAUUUCAUUCUGAAGUUCAGGGUGCUGGUUUUUUCCCUAGAACUAAGUGAAUGCUGUCUGUAUGCUGGAUUAAAGUAAACUUGUCAACCCCUUCACCUUGCUUUCCUUAUUAAAGCAGAUCAAAAGAACCUGUGCUUUCCCAGCAUACUGGCAGCUUUCUGGGUGCUGGCUGUGGGUGGAUCUUACACCCCCACAGAAACUGCUAGCCAGAUUGUGGAAACAACUUGCUCAGUGUCACCAAAGCCUUUGUAUUUUGGUACAACUUGCCCUUUCAUUGCUUUCACUUACAAAUCACAAUAUCUUUGUGGUGUUUUGGUUAUUAGAAAAUCUCAAUAAAUCAAGUAAUAUCUUUUGCACCAAGAUUUAGGAAUUAGUUGUCUAUGUAUUUCUCUGUAAGUCCCCACCCAGUAUUUCCUGCUUCCUCACAAGCAAUCUCUUCAAGUCAAAAUGCCUAGAGUAGGAAAUUAGUCUGGGGACAGAUGGAAGGACUUUAAAUUUAAUCCCUUUUUGGCCAACUCAGCCAAUCUGUUAAUUUAUUUCCAUUUUAGGCCUGGCUCCUCCAGUCAAGUGCCUCAUCAUUAAGUGCCCUAAGGCCCUUUAGACCUCGGUCACUAACUGUGCUGCCAGACCUAAUAAACUGGUAGCCAACUAAAUUGUUCCCUCAUCUUCAGCUAUUGUGGAUAGCUAAACCUGGAAUCUAGGAGCCAACCCUAAGGCUAUAAAUUUUUUUUCUUUCUUUUUUUUUUUUUGGAGUGGGGAAGGCAGGGCAAUUGGGGUUAAGUGACUUGCCCAAGGUCACACACCUAGUAAGUGUGUCAAGUGUCUGAGGUUGGAUUUGAACUCAGGUCCUCCUGACUCCAGGGCUGGUGCUCUCCUCAAUAUGCCACCUAGCUGCCCCUCUGAGGUUAUAAAUUUAAUCCCUCUCCUUUUCUCUUUUGCUUUUCCUUUGACCUUCAGAAGAGUCACCCUGCUCUACUUGCUUUCUGCUUGAGUGUCUGGAGAGAUGCCUCCCCCAGCCAACUCUGGUUUUACAUGAAUCAUAUUUAUAACUUUUGUAGGUUGUGUCAAUAAAAAAUAAUUUAUACAAACA
Messenger RNA from Trichosurus vulpecula (common brushtail), 4459 nucleotides. RefSeq names its product TUB like protein 3 (gene TULP3). The coding region runs from base 55 to 1479 and encodes 474 amino acids. Gene Ontology annotation, biological process: protein localization to cilium. Gene Ontology annotation, cellular component: cilium. The record is from RefSeq and is a predicted model, not a curated record. The transcript is spliced from 11 exons. NCBI's taxonomy places the organism in Eukaryota, Metazoa, Chordata, Mammalia, Diprotodontia, Phalangeridae.